GGGGGGGGUGUACGCGCUUCGGCGGCUUCUCGCUGAGGUGAACCGGCUCUUGCCGCUCGUUUUUGGCAGCCUGCGGGUCCCUCUCGGCCCCUUUUUUCCGUGGGUGGCUCCGCAGCAUGCCCUGUCCUCGCGUCCUGCGGCUGCUGCGCGGCGGGCUGCCCCGCCUCGGCUGGGAGCUGGCGCGGCCGGCCCGCGGCUCUGCCUCGACGCCCGGGGCUGCAGACUUCAAUAGCUUUGUCACUCGGACCAACACCUGUGGAGAGUUGCGUUCUGCUCAUGUGGGACAAGAGGUCACUCUGUAUGGAUGGAUUCAGUAUCAAAGACAAGGCCUGUUUCUGGUUUUGAGGGAUUUCCAGGGACUCACCCAGAUCAUCCUUCCACAGGAUGAGGCACAUUCCCACGUGAGAAAGCUGUUGUCCAAUGCGCCAGUGGAGUCUGUUGUGCGAGUGACUGGGAUUGUCUCUUCUCGGCCCCCAGGGCAGGAGAAUCCGAAAAUGCCAACUGGGGACAUUGAAGUGAAGGUGGAGACUGCAGAGAUCCUGAACUCCUGCAAGAAGCUGCCUUUUGAAAUCAAGGAUUUCAUCAAGAAAUCAGAGGCCUUACGCAUGCAGUAUCGCUACUUGGACCUGCGCAGCUUCCAGUUACAGUACAACUUGCGGCUGAGAUCCCAGAUAGUGAUGAGGAUGCGGGAGUAUCUGUGUAACCUCCAUGGGUUUGUGGAUGUAGAAACUCCAACGCUCUUUAAGAGAACCCCAGGGGGGGCAAAAGAAUUCCUUGUGCCCUCACGGGAAGCGGGCAAGUUUUACUCUCUGCCUCAGAGUCCUCAGCAAUUCAAGCAGCUCCUCAUGGUUGGAGGCGUGGACAGGUACUUUCAGGUUGCUCGCUGCUACCGAGAUGAAGGCUCACGGCCUGACAGGCAGCCUGAAUUCACUCAGAUAGAUAUAGAGAUGUCAUUUGUGGAUCAGGCUGGGAUCCAGAGGCUGAUAGAGGGCCUCCUGCAAUAUUCCUGGCCUCAGGAAAGAGGCGCCAUUACGACUCCUUUCCCUUCCAUGACCUAUGAGGAGGCACUGGCUGACUAUGGGACUGAUAAACCAGACACCCGUUUUGGGAUGAAGAUAGUGGAUAUCAGCGAUAUUUUACGAAGAUCGGACAUUCAGUUUGUGCAGAAUGCGCUCAGUUACCCGCAUGGCACUGUCAAAGCUAUUUGUAUCCCUCAGGGAGUGAGAUACCUUAAAAAUAAAGAUCUGGAGUCAUUAAAGGAGUCUGCAAAAUCCCAGUUCAACCAGGAGGUCAUGGAUGUUAUCUGCAGGCCUGAUGGAAGCUUGAAGUCUCUGCUUACAAAGCUUCUUGGCAAGGAGCAGCAGUCAGAGCUCACCCGAGCGCUGAACGUGCAGGUGGAUGAUGUGGUACUGCUGGCAGCUGGAGAACACAAGCGAGUGUGCUCUGCAUUAGGAAGCCUACGGUUGGAGAGUGCUAACCUCCUGGAGGCGGCCGGAAUGACACUCCGUGAUCCUACAGCUUUUCACUUCCUGUGGGUGGUAGAUUUCCCACUUUUCCUCCCCAAGGAAGAGAAUCCUGCUGAACUGGAAUCUGCUCAUCACCCCUUCACUGCCCCUCAUCCUGUAGAUACCAACCUCCUCUAUUCUGACCCCACAAAGGUCCGUAGCCAGCACUAUGACCUUGUGCUGAAUGGCAAUGAAAUUGGAGGCGGCUCCAUCAGAAUUCAUAAUGCAGAACAGCAACGUUUUGUGCUGGAGAAAGUGCUGAAGGAGGACUCAGAGGUGCUUUCCCAUCUGCUUGAGGCUCUGGAGUUUGGAGCUCCUCCCCAUGGAGGAAUUGCUUUAGGACUUGACAGGCUGAUCUCUCUCAUCGUUGGUGCUCCAAGUAUCCGAGAUGUCAUCGCUUUUCCGAAGUCAUUCAGGGGACGGGACCUGAUGGGCAACGCUCCAGACUAUGUCACUCCAGAAGAAUUAGAGCCAUAUCACAUCCAGGUUUCCUGGCCUGUUGCAGAAACAGAGGCAAAGAAAAACUGAUUUAUAGCCAGUGAUGUGAGCUGAGCUGUUUAAGUAGAGAUGGUUCCAACUUCUAAUACUAGCAGGCAGCUCAGAAAACAUCAGCUGUUAUGGGAGGGUCAGGGGAAUACAACCCCGCUGUGCCAUGGCAGUUUCAGAAUUGAAUGGGGAAUGGACAUGAGAGUUCUCCUGAUAGGAAUUCACCUUUGGGUUGGUAAUGGGAAGGAGAAGAAGGAAAGUGAAAUUAAAAAAACAUCAUUUCAGCAUAGGAUGUUGAGACUGUUGCCUUUGGGGUGUUAUAUUGAAGGUAGGAUUUCUUUUUCCACUCCCCAGUUUUUACAUGUCCUUUGUAAACUAUUUUUCCUCACAUCUGGAAGAGAUAGUGUACCAGCAUCUCUGGAAGAUGUUCCUGUAUUCCUGAUAAUCACUGAAUCCCUGGUAGCUGAGAACUGUUAUGACAGGGUAGUGCUGUGCUGGACAAAGCUCUGGGUACUUAAUAACGAGACUUCAGUGCAGCCAGCAAUUUGUCUCUUGCUGGAGGAUACAAGAUCAUCCAGAACUUGCCAUAGGGAGUUCAUAUUUGGCAGUGUUUCCUAUUCGAAGACGGGGAGAGGAGCAUGCGUAGCAUUUGCAACAGUUGUCCUCAUAACGCUCAUCGAACAGGAGUUGAUCUGUCUUUGGGGCCUGUGGUCCUGCAGCUUUCAGAACUCUAGUUCUGAAGUUUGUAUCCUUUCUAAAUAAAGUUUAUCUG
This is a messenger RNA of Cygnus olor (mute swan), 2763 nucleotides long. RefSeq names its product aspartyl-tRNA synthetase 2, mitochondrial (gene DARS2). The transcript is spliced from 17 exons. Gene Ontology annotation, biological process: aspartyl-tRNA aminoacylation. The record is from RefSeq and is a predicted model, not a curated record. Gene Ontology annotation, cellular component: mitochondrion; cytoplasm. Gene Ontology annotation, molecular function: ATP binding; nucleic acid binding; aspartate-tRNA ligase activity. Lineage: Eukaryota; Metazoa; Chordata; Aves; Anseriformes; Anatidae. Bases 117 to 2033 code for a protein of 638 amino acids.